CCCUCUCCAGUGUGGUCAUAACCUUUGGAAUGAGGGUGUGAGGGACUGCCAAUUCCCAUCUCCCUUCUCAUUCCAACCUUAUUGUAACACUGCUUUCUAAGCCUCUGGCCUGGCCCGUUCUCUCUCUCUUUCUCUCUCUCUCUCUCCCCCUUUUCUCUCCCUCAUCUCAUUGUUUCAGAAUAGGCCAAAUCUGAAGUCCUUCCAAGGGUGUGGCUCUGUUCAUCUCAUUUCCCAGCCCAAGUGGAACAGCGGAAAAGCGUGAGAAGGACAGACACAUUCAGCAGCCAGAGGACACGGUGGACAGAGCGGAGCACUUGUAGACAAUAUGCCGUUCUUCGGGCCCAAGGCGCUGCUGCUUGUCAUGGCACUCAUUAUGCCCUCCGGCUGGCUACCCCUAGGGGUCCGUGGUCAACGAGGAGAUGAUGUGAUCGAAACCUUCACAGAAGAUCCUAAUCUGGUGAACGACCCUGCUACAGACGAAACAGUUCUGGCUGAUAUCACACCUUCCACAGAUGACCUGGCCUCAGCCGGUGACAGGAAUGCUACCGCAGAGUGCCGGGAUGAGAAAUUUGCUUGCACGAGACUGUACUCUGUCCAUCGGCCAGUAAAGCAGUGCGUUCAUCAGGUCUGUUUCACCAGCUUAAGGCGCAUGUAUAUCAUCAACAAUGAGAUCUGUUCCCGACUUGUCUGUAAAGAACAUGAAGCUAUGAAAGAUGAGCUUUGCCGGCAGAUGGCAGGCCUGCCUCCAAGACGACUCCGCCGCUCCAACUACUUCCGACUUCCUCCCUGUGAAAACAUGAAUUUGCAGAGACCCAGCGGUCUGUGAUCAUCAAGGAAGAAAGUGUGGGUGAGAGGAAUCAGACAGUCCUCCUCCUCCAGCCAACGUCGUCUGUCCCAUAGACAUGUACUUCUUAAACUAAGCCCUUUGCCAUGCCCAGGCUUUGACCCUACUGUCUAAUUUUCACUGGCACUGGUAACUUUUGUCUCAUUUUGCAGUACUGACAAUACAGUGUCUACAUUGUU
Peromyscus leucopus (white-footed mouse) is the source of this 1023-nucleotide messenger RNA. It is a transcript of the gene Mfap5, whose product is annotated as microfibril associated protein 5. The transcript has 10 exons. The record is from RefSeq and is a predicted model, not a curated record. Lineage: Eukaryota; Metazoa; Chordata; Mammalia; Rodentia; Cricetidae. Gene Ontology annotation, biological process: embryonic eye morphogenesis. Gene Ontology annotation, cellular component: microfibril. Bases 326 to 826 code for a protein of 166 amino acids.